AUGUCCGCCGACGAUGAUUCCUCCGAGCUCUCGUCCUUGUCUUCGUUGUCGCCUGUGCCCUCCGAUGACGAGCUGGAUGUCGCUGGCGACGAAGAGCCCUCCAAGGCCAAGGGCGGCAUCCUGAAGUUCUUCCCUAAGCUUUCGGAACAGCCCCCAAAGGAACCGUCACCGCCGCCGCGCAAACGAUCCCCCUCGCCGCCCCAUGAAUAUGUGCUGGCAGAUAAUCCUGAUAUCGCUUUCAUUGUCAUGUUCCGAAGCCGAUUCCACGACGCUUUCCCUAAAUCCCUUGCUCAUUUCGGACCCCAAGAACUUGAGCGAGAUGUUGUCGAAUCUAUUCCGGGCGAUCGAGUGGAACAUUUUCUCUGUGCGCUGCUAGGCCUUCUCCUGAAUCGCAAGCAAGACGUCAAACCGGGACAUUACGGUCGAGCACUUGAGGAUGCCGUUAGUACCCAUAAGAGCCAAUGGGCUCCUGCUUGGGAGGAAAAAAGCCCGUUGUCUGGUGGCGGGACCUUCACCUCCAUGAACCCCACGGAACGACUUACACUACUACGAACCCUCAUCCUCUGGACCCUCGCGUCGUCUGACGUUGUCAAGGGCUUGAUCAACCAGUCCUACAAACAGAAUCGGCACGAAGAUGACGUGAACCAGCCAAGAGCAGUGCAGCCAUGGGGCUCGGAUGGCGACAAGCGCCGGUAUUUCCUAAUCGAGGGCCAGGACGAUACGGCUUUCCGCAUCUAUCGAGAAAGCAAUCCUGCUGGUGCGAACCGAACGUGGUGGAGCGUUGCCGGUACGAUCGAUGAACUCACCGCCCUGUCCGACAAGCUUGAGACAAAGGACGGAGGACCAAAGGCAAAGAAGCUUAGCCAAAAGAUGUUGCAAGCCAUCCCUCGGUUCGAAGCUGGCGAAGAUAAACGCAAGCGUCGCGAGUAUCGUUUGCUGCGCAAGGAGCAGUUUAAACGUCCAGAGCCGGGGUUCUCAAUGUAUGAAGGUCGUACCCGUGGAAAGAAGAUGAAGUACACAUACUCGGACGACGAAGACGUGUCCUUCUCGGACUCCACCACCAGACGCUCAACUCGAAAUACCGGAACCAAUACCCCAGCCGAGCCUGGGCCCGUCACGACUUCGAGUGGGAGGCAGAUUAGAGCAUCUACCCGACUGAACGCAACUACCGGGAGCAGUGCCCCUGGAAGUGUGCAGGGCGAUACCUCUGAACUAGAAAAAGAAGGCUCCGUGGGCCCAACUGGCCGACCUCGAAGGUCAGCAGCCGUGAAUCAUGGCACAACUGGCUGGGCAGCAACCAGCAACCGUUCCCGGCGGAAUGUCGAUGAGUCGGAUGAUGAGAGCGAGGCAGAUUUCGGAGAUGAUGAAGGGGACGUUGACGCGCACGUACCUGAGGAGUCCGAAGAGGAAGAUGAGUUUGAUGAGGACGAAGCCAUGGUCGAUGAUGACCUGGGUGAUGAACCACAAAGUCUGGUUGUAAAGUUAUCGGUUACGCCACCGCAACUGAAGCGCGUGUUGGCGCCAAACCUGCAAGCUGGCAACGCCCUUCCUCUAUCCAGCCUACACGAGAGAGGUGGCGAAUCCGAGGCACUACUCGUUGAGAUGCAGGACGCUCCAACCGCAUCGUCUCCUAAAAAUACAACGGACGCUGAGCAUGGGUCUAAGACUGAGGCUCUGGCAGGCCGAGGCCGGCACUCCCCUGAACCAGAUUCCAAGGCCGCCGACUUCCAAGCAGCGACGCCAGCACCAAUCCAUGUGACCCCUCUCGCUUUUAGAGGAAGCCCAGAGAAGCCACACGCGCAGCCGCUUCCUCGGCCCCUGGAUAUUGGUGCUAAGGAAUAG
Molecule: messenger RNA, 1842 nt
Organism: Ilyonectria robusta
Lineage: Eukaryota; Fungi; Ascomycota; Sordariomycetes; Hypocreales; Nectriaceae
Exons: 5
Coding region: 1-1842 (613 amino acids)
Source: RefSeq, a predicted model, not a curated record